AUGCAUUACACCGCUGGUAUUUUUGAUGAUACUUACGUGGGCUGCUCGCAUGUUUGGACAACUUAUUCCAGUGAUACUGCUAUAUCAUUUGAUGAUCAUGGUUGCAUAAGAAUGGAACAGGGAUAUUGGUUAGAAAAAGAGGAUGAGUCAGUUAUUCAGAAAAAUUUUUUCCUCGGUAUAGGCUUUGGAAACGAUGAAAUUAAAUCUAAGGGAAUUAUCAAUGAACUAGGAAAACAAAAAGAAUUAAGCAGCCGGAUGAUUGCCGAGCAGCUUCUACGUUUGGCAGAUAAUUUUGAAGCUGAAUUUCAAAAUGUUUAUAAAACUACUCAGCCACAUCGAAAUAAAAAUGGUUGGCGUGUAAGUUAUCACUGA
Acanthocheilonema viteae is the source of this 372-nucleotide messenger RNA. Lineage: Eukaryota; Metazoa; Nematoda; Chromadorea; Rhabditida; Onchocercidae. The record is from the annotation of a GenBank genome assembly.